AUGGUGGGGGUGCUGAAGAAGACCACUGGCUUCGUGGGAUUGACUAUAUGUGACACUCUACACGAGAGGCUGAGAAUAUUGUACACAAAGAUUCUUGAUGUUCUUGAGCAAAUCCCUAAAAAUGCCACAUAUAGAAAGUAUGCAGAACAGAUUACAAAUGAGAAGUUGGCUAUGGUUAAAGCAGAACCAAAUGUUAAGAAAUUAGAAGACCAACUUCAGGGUGGUCAAAUAGAAGAGGUAAUUCUUCAGGCUGAAAAUGAAUUAUGUCUGGUGAGAAAAGUGAUGCAAUGGAAACCUUGGGAGCCGUUAGUGGAAGAGCCUCCUGCCAGUCAGUGGAAAUGACCAAUGUAAUCAUUAAAUAACUUUGGUGGGUUGAUGGGAAACUGAUGUAAUUAAACAUUCUGUUAUAUUAAAAAUGUGUCCAUAUUAUUGACAUCUUAUAAUUAAGAAAACUGAGAGAAUAUAUUUAGGAGACUUGU
This is a messenger RNA of Carlito syrichta (Philippine tarsier), 479 nucleotides long. RefSeq names its product NADH dehydrogenase [ubiquinone] 1 alpha subcomplex subunit 5-like. The transcript has a single exon. Bases 1 to 342 code for a protein of 113 amino acids. Lineage: Eukaryota; Metazoa; Chordata; Mammalia; Primates; Tarsiidae. Gene Ontology annotation, biological process: respiratory electron transport chain. The record is from RefSeq and is a predicted model, not a curated record.